AGAAAUCGACUAGGCAGCUUUUACAACAUGGCAUUGAAGCAACCACUAAUUUUUAAUGUUCCCUUUUCUAUAAAAUGGCGAUUUGUUUUCAAUUGAUAAACCCAAUUGACCAAUGCUCGGGCUAUAAAAUCUCAGGAAGGGUAAUAUUUAGGUUGGUUUGAUAUUGUGGGUGUCCGAGGAGAAGCAAACGGCAAUGGCUAUGUCAAAGAAUCUUAGCAGGGGAAAUCUGGGCAUGGGAAUAAGGUUCAUGUCCAUUUCAGGGUGGUGGAAAAAUAUAGAGCCUGCUCCAAAAGACCCUAUUCUGGGUGUUACAGAAGCCUUCUUGGCUGACACACAUCCUGGCAAGGUUAACGUUGGUGUGGGUGCCUAUCGUGAUGAUAAUGGAAAACCAGUAGUGCUUCAGUGUGUGCGUGAAGCUGAAUGUCGUGUUGCAGGAAAAGAAUUCAUGGAAUAUCUACCCAUGGGUGGGAGUGCGAAGAUGGUUGAAGAAUCACUGAAGCUGGCGUAUGGAGAAAAUGCAGAGGUUCUGAAAGACAAACGUGUGGCAGCUGUCCAGGCUCUUUCGGGUACAGGUGCUUGCCGUCUCUUUGCAGAGUUCCAGAAACGUUUUCGACCUGAUUCCCAAAUUUAUAUACCAGUGCCAACCUGGGCCAAUCACCACAACAUCUGGAGAGAUGCCCAAGUGCCUCAGAGGACUUUUCACUAUUACCAACCAGAGACUAGGGGCUUAGACUUUGCAACCUUCAUGGAUGACGUUAAGAAUGCCCCAAAUGGUUCUUUCUUCUUGCUUCAUGCCUGUGCUCACAAUCCCACUGGUGUAGAUCCAACGGAGGAGCAAUGGAAGGAACUAUCUUAUCAAUUUAAGGUGAAGAAUCAUUUUCCAUUCUUUGACAUGGCAUACCAAGGGUUUGCAAGUGGUGACACAGAAAGAGAUGCAAAGGCAAUCAGAAUAUUUUUGGAAGAUGGUCACCAGAUUGCAUGUGCUCAAUCAUUUGCAAAGAAUAUGGGAUUAUAUGGACAGAGAGUAGGUUGUCUCAGUGUUGUAUGUGACGAUGCAAGCCAAGCAGUGGCAGUGAAGAGUCAAUUGCAGCUGAUUGCUAGGCCAAUGUACAGCAAUCCCCCUGUUCAUGGAGCACUUCUUGUGUCCACCAUCCUUAGUGACCCAGAUCUUAAAUCUCUCUGGCACAAGGAGGUUAAGGUUAUGGCUGAACGCAUUAUUGGGAUGAGAGAAGCUCUUCGUGGCAACCUUGAAAAGCUAGGGUCUCCUCUUAGUUGGAAGCAUGUCACUGAGCAGAUUGGAAUGUUCUGCUACAGUGGUAUGUCUCCAGAACAAGUUGACCGUUUGACAAGUGAAUUUCACAUUUACAUGACACGAAAUGGACGCAUAAGUAUGGCAGGUGUUACCUCGGGCAAUGUUGAAUAUUUAGCAAAUGCAAUCAAUGAAGUAACAAAAUCUGCUUAGUGUCAGAAAAAGAGAUGAAAGCCAGCGGAACUGAGUAAUUACAAUUUUCAUCGUUUCAUUAGAGUAAUGGCAAAUUCAGAAUAAGCCUCAUUCUUUUGCUAAUGGACCGAACAGUCCACUUUAUUGAAUAAGUGAUCUGGCACUGAGAUCUCAGUGCCUCGGCAUAAGUUAUAACAUGGGUAGUUUGUAUACUCAACUUGAGGAGUGCAGUCAGAUAUUCAUGCGAAGUAGGGUACAACAUUCUUAGGCAUUUUCUGUGCCUACAACAUUUACUCAGAGUAUUAAAAUCAAUGAUUUGACAUUUGAGUGUUUUUAUAAAUUUGUUAACAUUUCCAGAGUGGUUAGAAAGAUCUAAAGUUUUGCA
Messenger RNA from Cryptomeria japonica (Japanese cedar), 1826 nucleotides. RefSeq names its product aspartate aminotransferase, mitochondrial. Lineage: Eukaryota; Viridiplantae; Streptophyta; Pinopsida; Cupressales; Cupressaceae. The coding region runs from base 194 to 1462 and encodes 422 amino acids. Gene Ontology annotation, molecular function: L-aspartate:2-oxoglutarate transaminase activity; pyridoxal phosphate binding. Gene Ontology annotation, biological process: amino acid metabolic process; biosynthetic process. The record is from RefSeq and is a predicted model, not a curated record. The transcript is spliced from 10 exons. Gene Ontology annotation, cellular component: mitochondrion.